AUGGUGCAGUGGUUUAGUAUGGUAUUGUUAUCUAGGUUAAGCUUCUUCAAGGAAAAGGAACUUUUAAGUUCAUAUGGAUCUGGCCUCCAGAAAUACAGGAAAUCUGCUGAGGCUGUUAUCUGUGGCCUUCUUCCAGAUUCUCCAACAGCCACAAAAAGCAGAACAAAUGAUGGUCUGAUAUGGGUGAGCGAGUGGAACUCUUUGCAGCAUCCUGUUGCAUCUGCAUUCUUAGCUGCUGUUUACAGUGACUAUAUGCUUACGUUGCAGACUCCCAAAAUAUAUUUUCUGCCCCGUGUAAUCCUAAUGCUAUCUUCCAUUAUUGUUUCGUUCGAAGAAGGGUUUUCAUUUUCAUUUGCAGAAGAGGAUGUAGGGAGUGCUGCUUCAAUCUCCAUUGGCUCUGCGGCCUCUGCAGGUGCGGUUCGGUUACCAGUGUAG
Messenger RNA from Cicer arietinum (chickpea), 435 nucleotides. Lineage: Eukaryota; Viridiplantae; Streptophyta; Magnoliopsida; Fabales; Fabaceae. The record is from RefSeq and is a predicted model, not a curated record.